Messenger RNA from Chironomus riparius, 726 nucleotides. The record is from the annotation of a GenBank genome assembly. NCBI's taxonomy places the organism in Eukaryota, Metazoa, Arthropoda, Insecta, Diptera, Chironomidae.
AUGUUGAAAAUUUUAAUUUUUUUCAAUUUGAUCUCAAAAAUUGACACAUUCGAAAUUAUUUGUGAACUUGAAAGUCAAGGAAAUAAUCUUAAAACUUACGAAUGUAAAGUAACAACAGAACUGCUCAUAACAGCACCAGGAACCACAAUCGGCAGCUGCUUAACAUCUUCAAAUCACUCAAAAUUCAAUGGAAUUAAAAUUUACAGCAAAAUUGUCAACUUUUUGCCAUUUGGACUCUCAAAAUGCUUCAACAACUUGACUAGUCUGACUGUUGAAGACAGCAAAUUGAUGGAAAUUAAGCAGCAGAACUUGAAAGAGUUCCUGGAUCUCAAUUAUCUGUCAAUGGCUGGAAAUCAACUUAAAAUUAUUGAAAACAACCUUUUUGACUUUAACUUGAAAUUAAUUUUUAUAAAUUUGAGUGACAAUUUGAUCAAAGUCAUCGACACAAGUGCUUUUGCUGUCUUAAAAGAACUCCAGUUCCUCAAUCUACUCAACAACACGUGCAUCAAUGCAUCCAUAACCAACUUUAAUGAUUUAAUUUUUAAACUCGAUGAAAAAUGCUCGAAAUUUGAUAAUUUAUCUACAAUUGAGGAACCGAUGACUGAGAAUGUCAAUUUUAGGUUCUUUGUUGGAUUUACAGUGACUGCUGGUGUUCUGACUGUGAUUAAGACAGUUGUGCUUUGCAUUUGUAAACGAAAAAGAUCAGCGAUUGUUGAAGUUGAAUAA